GUACUUCCAGACUUUCAAAAUCCAGGCCCUGGAUUCACCUGGCUUGUCCUGGCCCACAACUGGAGCACAUGCCCACCUCCUUCCACCUCCCAGACACAUCCCUCGCCAGCUCCGGAGGAGCCCGUGCCCCUCAGCAGUGCCCACCCGCCCUCCAUCCCCCGGGCCCCGGCAGGAUGUGGCAGCCCGCCAGCGAGAGACUGCAGCACUUUCAAACCAUGCUGAAGACAAAAUUGAACGUCCUGACGCUGCGGAAAGAGCCUCUGCCCUCAGUCUUCUUCCAGGAGCCAGAAGCCAUCGAGCUACGUACCCCUACACCAGUACCGAAGGCUCGGGCACGCAGUGGAUGCAAGGUCACAUAUCUGGGGAAAGUCCCCUCCGCGGGGCUGCAGUUUUUGCCCGGCUGCACGGAGAAGCCGGUCGUCGAACUCUGGAAGCAGCGUGCACCGGCUGGAGAUGACCCCGGCCGGGCCAACGCCAUCCUGGAAAUCCGGCCCUUCCAAGUCUGGCUGCACCACCUGGACCUCAGAGGGGAGGCUGCCGUCCACACAGACACCUUCCAGGUAGCCCGGAUCGCCUACUGCACAGCCGACCACAAGGUCAGCCCGAACCUCUUCGCCUGGGUGUAUCGGGAGAUGGAUGACAACCUGUCCUAUCAGAUGGAUUGCCAUGCCGUGGAGUGUGAGAGCAAGCUGGAGGCCAAGAAGCUGGCUCACGCCAUGAUGGAGGCCUUCAAGAAGACGUUCCAUGGCAUGAAGAGCGAUGGCCGGAUCCACAGGGAUGGCUCCCCCGAAGAAGCUCCCCGGGAACUGGAGCCCGGAGAUGGCUGAGCGUCCGGGCCCUCGGCUCGGUCGAGGCGGAAACGGCCCGGACUGGGAGCUGAUGGACAGAGGAGCUAUUCAGGCUGGGU
Tachyglossus aculeatus (Australian echidna) is the source of this 907-nucleotide messenger RNA. It is a transcript of the gene PID1, whose product is annotated as phosphotyrosine interaction domain containing 1. Bases 69 to 827 code for a protein of 252 amino acids. Gene Ontology annotation, biological process: regulation of mitochondrial membrane potential; negative regulation of insulin receptor signaling pathway; negative regulation of D-glucose import across plasma membrane. The record is from RefSeq and is a predicted model, not a curated record. Gene Ontology annotation, cellular component: cytoplasm. Lineage: Eukaryota; Metazoa; Chordata; Mammalia; Monotremata; Tachyglossidae. The transcript has 4 exons.